ACACACCUCCUCCCCAUGUCCACUUCGUCGGGCAGCUCCCCCGAGGGGAUGCCUGUCGCCGAGUCUAUCCUCAACCGCAUUCACGAACUCUACACCAGCGACAAUGGACUGUUGAGCAUCGCACGUGAGGCCGGAUCACGGCUCCUUCCGCCGUCGCGCAAGGUUACUGUCGCCCUGAUGGGCAACCACUCGUCGGGCAAGUCUUCGUUCAUCAACUGGUACGUGGGGCAAGAGGUGCUCAAGACCUCGGUGGCCAUCGAGACGCAGGGCGUCAACUUUGUCACCGCCGGCCACAGGCGCGAUGUCAUGCACGGGCCGGCGACGCUCAAGCUGUUCCAGCGCUUCCGUGGCUUGGAUCAGUUUGAUGGCCUCCUCCCGCACGUCGAGACCCAUGUGGUCCCGUCGGACGCCAACGCCUUUCCGCUCCUCACCCUCAUCGACACUCCAGGCCUUGUCGACGGCAACAUGGCCUAUCCGUUUGACGUCUCGCGAGUCCUUGAGUGGCUGGCAGCACGCGUCGACAUGGUCUUUAUCUUCUUUGACCCGCUCGGCCAGGCUCUCUGCAGCCGCACCAUGUCGCUGAUUAAGGCGCUCGACGCCCGCCACGCCGACAAGAUCCGCUACGUCGCAUCCAAGAUGGACACCGUCGCUACCGAGGCCGACCGCUCGCGAGUUCUCAUCCAGAUCACCCAGAACCUCAUGUCGCACAUCUCGGCAAAGACCGCCCUCCGCCUCCCGUCCAUCCACAUCCCGGUCGACGGUGAGACUCGCGACGCGCCACUUCACGCUAACUCUAUCUGGGAGCUUACUGACGAGAUCGACGACCGCAUCUCGGCCACUGUCCAGAACACCAUCCGCCAGCUCAAGACAGACUCGCGCACCCUCUACGACCGCCUCCUCGCCAUCCGCGACCGUGACCACGCCGCCAUCACCGCCAACUGGAACGCAUGGAUUCGGAGCGGGUUCCUUCGCUUCUUCGCCUUUCUCCUCUCCGCUCUCGCCUCGCUCUUUGUCGCACACUCGCUCCGCCUCUUCCGCCUCGCCCUAGCUGCGAUUCCGCUCUCGCCGUCGCUCUAUCACACCGCUCGCGAUGGCAUCGACCUCCUUGACUCUGUCCUCCCGUACAUCCUCCCCUCCGGUACCUCGUUCCUCUACCUUGUCCUUGGCCUCUACGCUGCUGCUGCGCUCCUCGUCCUAUUUACUCGCUGGGCGUACACCUCGCGCCAGCCGACGCUCCCCGUCCACAAAAUCGCCACCAUCACCGCUGGCAUCAACUUUCUUCGCACCCGCUGCCUCCCGCUGCCGGAGCAGCUGUACAACGAGUAUUUUGCCGACUCGGUCGAUAGGUCCAAUCUGUAGACGGAAGCUUCCGCUCACACCACGCCUGCCAUCUGCGCAUGCUGCCAGAGCUACCAUCCAACAAUGCUCAGCUGGGCCGCAAAAAAAAGUGGCACCGGAUGAGCACGGCUGCGCUCGACGUCGACACACUGUGGACCGCCAUCUGCCCCAGCCGCGCUGCCACCCACGUCAGCGCCAGACCAUCGGUCACCUCUGCAUGCACUCCCGUCGCCAGUGCAAAGAGCAUGGUCCCACAAACAAGCGGAAAGUUCUCCACCGCUUUGGUAUACACGCGCGACUUCCGUCCCGCCAUGUCAGAUCCAUCGAUGUUAGCCCCUUACAGUACAGAAUGGACCACAA
This is a messenger RNA of Thecamonas trahens ATCC 50062, 1698 nucleotides long. Its product is annotated as EH domain-containing protein 3. The record is from RefSeq and is a predicted model, not a curated record. The transcript has 2 exons. Lineage: Eukaryota; Apusomonadida; Apusomonadidae. Gene Ontology annotation, molecular function: GTPase activity. The coding region runs from base 16 to 1359 and encodes 447 amino acids.